This is a messenger RNA of Folsomia candida, 2856 nucleotides long. Its product is annotated as choline dehydrogenase, mitochondrial-like. The record is from RefSeq and is a predicted model, not a curated record. Gene Ontology annotation, molecular function: oxidoreductase activity, acting on CH-OH group of donors; flavin adenine dinucleotide binding. The coding region runs from base 442 to 2361 and encodes 639 amino acids. Lineage: Eukaryota; Metazoa; Arthropoda; Collembola; Entomobryomorpha; Isotomidae. The transcript is spliced from 13 exons.
UUUCAGUAUUGAGUUGAAAGUCAGCAAAUAUAUACAUAUUGUAUUCAGCUUCCGCCAAGUGAUCUUGUAAAAAUAUAACGAUGCAUUCUGCCAUAAAAGUGAAAUAAACUCGUCAUAAAAUAAAGCUCAAGUUCGUUCGAUUUUAUUUCAACAACGCCUUUCAUGAAGAGGUUUAAUGUUUAAUUAAACUUGGCCUAAAACAGAAUUAUAAAUAUUUGGAGAGGGUGUACACACGUACAUAAUCUUUGUUCGAGUUUUGGCAAAUUUUUGGCGCAAGUGCAUCUGCAAACAGUCAUGGGAUAAACUGGACAACGACAUGAAGUGAACAUUUGGAACAAUUGUAUUUAAGGGUGAGGUGUGGACGUUCCAAUCUUUUUGGAGAACAAGUUUGAGAUUGGGUCGAUUUUGUGUGCCAAUCAAAAAAUUGUGUGUGCGUAAAAAAUGAGUGGAUCAACACCCUCGCUCAUGAUGAGCGUUCUGCGGAAUCUCAAUCCCAUGCGAGCAUGGGGUGGGGCUUUAGCUCUGGGGCCACUCGCAUUUACGCUGGUCGGAAUGUUGGGUCCGAUGUUGGAGCUUUUCAUGUCGAUGGACAGAAACUAUGACAGAAUGAUGAUGCGUGUCGAAGACGGACGAGAUCUCUUUGAUUUUAUUAUUGUUGGGGGCGGAUCUACGGGUUGCGUCCUGGCGUCAAAAUUGUCAGAAAAGUAUUCCGUCUUGCUGUUGGAGUACGGAGGCGCACCCACAAUUCUUCAGCAUAUUCCAAUCUAUACUUUUUAUCUGUAUAAUGAGCCCAGUAUUGAUUGGGCACAUUACACUGUGCCACAAAAACACGCUUCUCAUGGUCUCAUAGAUAAUUCGGUCCUGUUCCCUACUGGGAAAUUGCUCGGAGGUUCUAGUCAACUAAAUGCGAUGAUGUAUAUUCGUGGAAAUGUGCAAGGUUUUGAUGAAAUUGCGAACAAGACGGGCGACGGGAGAUGGGCCACCAAAAAUAUUUUAAAUUAUUAUCGUGACAUGGAGGAUUACAACGGAUGGUUUCCCAGUUAUGAUCAUGGUCGAGGCGGUAAAAUGAGUGUUGAACGCCCGAAUUUAGCCAGGUUUACCAAAUAUUUGAUGAAGGCUGGGGAAGAGCUUGGCAUUAAAAUAAGAGAUCCCAACCCUUACGGUCCUUACGUGGAUGGCAUUUCUAUGAUGGAUUUGUACAUGAAGAAUGGGCGAAGGUCGGACGCUUAUACAGAAUUCUUGGCCCCAAUAAUGGGAGAAAGGGGGAGUCUAGUCGUGCGAAAGUAUGCAUUCGUACAUCGAGUAUUAUUUGAAGAAGGUGCCAAUGGUCACCUUAAUAUUGCUCGUGGCGUUGAAUAUGAACGGCACGGGAAAAAAUUUAGAGCUUGGGCCAAGAAAGAAGUCAUUUUGUCCGCUGGGAGUCUUAAUAGUGCCAAGUUGCUCAUGUUGUCAGGUGUUGGACCUUGGGGUCACUUGCAGAGUGUUGGGAUUAAACCAAGAGUGGAUUUGCCAGUUGGGCAGUACUUGCAGGAUAAAUAUGGUUGUAUUAUUGGGCCAUUUAUUGUGGACAAAGGUGCAGCCAUCCGGUAUGACCGGGACAUAUCCGUUGGAAAUAUUAUUGACUGGUGGGCUGGUGGAAGGUCAAAUGAUGGGGGAGCAUUUCGUUCCUCCCUCGCCGAAGGAACGUGGGCCAUAACAACAAAGUCUGCAGUGGAAUCUGGGAGAACAACUGCUCCAAACAUACACGCUUAUAUUCUGUCGAUGGCAGUGUCCAAGGAACUGGAGUCCGGGGCGUCAAAGAGCUUUAACAUAAAACCCGAAGUGGCAAGGUUUAUGAGUAUGACAAAGGGAAAGGACUCGUUUUUGCAGCUCGUCACACUCAACAAACCUCUCGGAUAUGGGAACAUUCUGCUGCGAGAUGCCAAUCCUUACAGCCCCCUUCUCAUCGAUCCACGCUACCUUGAAGACCCCAGAGAUUUCGAGGGCUUAGUUGAAGGGAUUAAGUUUGCAGUGGAAUUAGUGGAACGUACUCACGCUUUUUCUAAAGUGAGGGGACAUCUCAUGCGGAGACCAAUCCCAGGCUGUCAAGAAAUCAACUUUAUGAGUGACGAGUAUUUUCGGUGUUUGGCUAGACAGAUCACAGUGACGGCGUAUAAAUAUUCAGGUACUGCUCCAAUUGGGAGGCAUCCUUCCGAGGACCCAUGGGCGGUGGUCGACUCGCACUUAAGAGUAUAUGGAACUCGAGGAUUAAGAGUCAUUGAUGGUUCUGUUCUACAACAAAAGCAUGUUUCGAUUAAUGAUGUGACUUGCAGGAUGCUCGGACAUGUGGCUGCGGACAUUGUAAAACAAGACUGGUUCUGAUUUACAUGAAAUUAAUACAUGUUAGCUCAUUACAUACUCAAGUACAAUACAAAAUAUAGUGCUUCUUAUAAUUGUCAAUUUGGGCUAAUCUGUCUUUCAAAGUUCAAAGUACACAUAUAAAUCGAAGUACUUUAGCCAAAAAAUACAGCAUUAACAAAACAUUGUCCCAAGAAUGUUCCUCUUUCAACAUUAAAUCUAUGGAACAGACGGGUUGUUUCAAUUCGAAUUCUCACAAGCUUAAUGUUGUUAAACAGAUCGAUUAAACCGUCGCAUAAGUUAUGAAAAUGUAUCCUGAAAUAUUAUUUUUUAUGUAGAUUUGAGUUAUGAAACUUGAUAUGUAUAUUUGUACAUUUUUGGGAGGGUAGGGGGUUUGGGGGAUUUAAUAAUAUAAAAUAUCUCAACGAAUUAGGAAAAUUGUUCUACACCACUAGUCAAUUAAUUGUAUAAAUAAAUUUCGAAUAAAUAAAUAUAACAUGUUUGGAGGUGUAACAAAAC